Cololabis saira (Pacific saury) is the source of this 3025-nucleotide messenger RNA. RefSeq names its product PRP39 pre-mRNA processing factor 39 homolog (yeast) (gene prpf39). Lineage: Eukaryota; Metazoa; Chordata; Actinopteri; Beloniformes; Belonidae. The coding region runs from base 170 to 2488 and encodes 772 amino acids. Gene Ontology annotation, molecular function: protein binding. Gene Ontology annotation, cellular component: U2-type prespliceosome; commitment complex; U1 snRNP. Gene Ontology annotation, biological process: RNA processing; mRNA 5'-splice site recognition. The record is from RefSeq and is a predicted model, not a curated record. The transcript is spliced from 15 exons.
GCACACUUCCUCCGUCUUCCUCGGAGUUCAUAAGAAUGGCGGCCGCAGCGCGCUAAGAGCUUCUGCUUUGGACACUUUGGACUUCGACGUAUAGAUACGAGUUCACAACACUGAGCACAGUAUCGCAGGAUAUACCGGCCAUCCACUCUUAGAGGACACUGUAACUGGAAUGCUGGACACUGAGUCCCCUGCCAUGGAGAGCAAUGGGGAUGCCUUUCUUCCUGAUUUAGGCCAAGCUGCUGAAUGGUCCUUGGACCAGGUUCCUCCAGAGCCGCAGGCCAACAUAUUGCCUGACGAUUCAGACUCUUCUCAGGAUAUGCCAGUGGAAGAGCAGCAACAGAGUCCACAGAUGAACUCCACGGAGCUGGGAUCUGUGGAAAAGGCUGUGGAACAGUUUCAGCUUGCUAAUGCGCCGCUCUUCCAAGAAGAGCAGCCACCUCCCCCACCACCACCACCUCCUCCUCCACCUCCUGUAGAAGAGGCAGAACCUGUAGAAGAGGCAGAACCUGUAAGCGCUCAGCCAGAGGCUGCUGUACAGGACAUUAAUCAAGACGCAGGAGGAAUUGAAGAAACACAGAUGACGGAGGAUGGCAUGGAACUGGAGGAACCUUCCAAAGAAGUGACACAAGAAUCAGACGUUCCUGCAGAGCAAGAGCUACCUUCAGAGUUUGAAAGACUUUACAAAGCAUGUGAAGACAACCCAGAAGACUUCAAUUCUUGGGUUGCUCUUUUACAAUAUGUGGAGCAAGAAAAUCUCCUUGUAGCUGCAAGAAAGGCAUUUGAUGUGUUCUUUCUACGUUAUCCCUACUGCUACGGCUACUGGAAGAAAUAUGCAGAUCUUGAGAAAAAGCAUGGAAAUAUACAGGUUGCAGAGGAGGUGUACAGAAGAGGCUUACAAGCUAUCCCUCUCAGUGUGGAUCUUUGGCUUCACUACCUCACCUUUAUUAAAGAAAACUCUGAUCCUACUGACCCAGAGACUGAGGGGCGCAUUAGAGCCUCCUAUGAACAUGCAGUGCUCGCAGCAGGCACCGACUUCCGCUCCGAUCGUCUGUGGGAAUCUUUCAUAAACUGGGAGACAGAACAACAGAAGCUGGGUAACGUCACUGCCAUCUACGACCGUAUCUUGGGUAUUCCAACCCAGCUCUAUUCCCAGCACUUUCAGAGGUUUAAGGAGCAUGUGCAGAGCAACCAUCCCAGAUACUUCCUGACAGAAGAAGAGUUUGUUCAGCUCAGACUUGAGCUCUCCAAAACAAGCUUAUCUGCCGUGGUUGGUGAAGAUGGAGAGACGAAUGUUGCUCAGGAGGAGCUUCCGCCCGGUACAGAGGAUCUUGCAGAUCCUGCUAAGAGAGUAACAGAGAUCGAGAACAUGCGCCACAAGGUGAUUGAGGUUCGGCAGGAAGUGUUCAACCACAAUGAGCACGAAGUCAGCAAGCGCUGGGCCUUUGAAGAAGGGAUCAAGAGACCGUACUUCCACGUCAAAGCCUUGGAGAAGACACAGCUGAACAACUGGAAGGAGUACCUGGACUUUGAAAUCGAGAAUGGGACGCCGGAACGCGUGGUGGUUCUAUUCGAACGAUGCCUCAUCGCCUGUGCUCUCUACGAGGAGUUCUGGAUCAAGUAUGCAAAAUAUAUAGAGGCCUUCAGCACUGACGGCGUGAGACAUGUGUACAAGAAGGCGUGUAGCAUCCAUCUGCCCAAGAAGCCAGCCAUCCACCUGUUGUGGGCAGCAUUUGAAGAGCAGCAGGGCAACAUAGAGGAGGCUCAAGGAAUCCUGAAGUCGUUGGAGACAACCAUCCCAGGUCUGGCCAUGGUGCGUCUUCGGAGAGUCAGCUUGGAGCGACGCCAGGGUAACUUGGAGGAAGCUGAGAAACUGUUACGGGAGGCGAUGGAGUCGGCAAAAAAUGCUACCGAGACGUCGUUCUACGCUGUGAAGCUGGCGAGACAACUCAUGAAGGUGCAGAGAAGUCUGAGCAAGGCCAAGAAGGUGCUGCUUGAAGCUAUUGAGAAUGACCAGACAAGUUCUAAACUUUAUCUAAACCUGCUUGAGCUGGAGUACAGUGGAGAUGUGACGCAGAAUGAGGCUGAGAUCUUGGCUUGUUUUGACCGUGCUCUGACCAGCCCAAUGGCCCUGGAAACCCGUUUGCUGUUUGCCCAGCGCAAGGUGGAGUUCCUGGAAGACUUUGGAAGUGACAUUAAUGUACUUGUGACUGCAUACCAGGAGCAACAGAACCUACAAAAAGAAAGCGACAACGCAAAGAGGAAGGCUGAGAACGGCUAUGACAGCUCUACGGAACCAGAUGCUAAAAGACAGCGUGUAGACGAUAGUUCUGCAGUAGCAGCAAACGCAAUGACGGACAUGCAGGCGAACAACUCAGCGUACAACUACAACUGGUACCAGCAACAAUAUGGAGGUUGGGGACAAAAUUCCUGGGGGCAAUACAACCAAUAUGGCCAGUACAGCCAGUAUUACCCGCCACCUCCUACAUGAUGGACAAAGUUCUCGAGUGAAGAUUAAGACUCAUCUUUUCUGACCUUCCUGAAUCUGGAAUACAGCAAAUUAUCCGUCAUGGAGAUUUCAAUUUAACCACAAACCACACAGGCUUCUUUUUUGUUUUGUUUUGUAAUUUCUUUCUGGUUUAGUUUGCUAGUCAUUAAAAACGUAUGCUGAAACCCUGUUUUAUAGGAUAGAUUUGGACCUCUGGAAGUAAAAUCUCAUUUUCUAAUUGAAAUUAGUAAUUGCUACAGAAUGCUACAUUAUUUCCGACAUUCUUUUGGGUAAAUAAAUGCAUGUAAUGUGUGAAGGCAGAUUUAUUUUUCUGUGAUAAAGACUUUUUAAUUUUCUGAUCAAAUGACUUUGGUCUCUUUGUUUUGAUUCAGAUGUGUAAAGCAGGCAUUCAUUAGUGUGUGUCAUGUUUCAAAAUUUUAAUUAUUCAUGCUUGUUUCCACAAAGAGCGAUGAGAAGUUCCUUUUACCCCUUGUUUUUUAUUUUGGAUUCGUUUCAUAAUAAAGAGAUUGAUACCCUUAA